Molecule: messenger RNA, 1810 nt
Organism: Saccostrea cuccullata (small rock oyster)
Lineage: Eukaryota; Metazoa; Mollusca; Bivalvia; Ostreida; Ostreidae
Product: endoglucanase E-4-like
Exons: 12
Coding region: 48-1769 (573 amino acids)
Biological process (GO): carbohydrate metabolic process
Molecular function (GO): hydrolase activity, hydrolyzing O-glycosyl compounds
Source: RefSeq, a predicted model, not a curated record
UGUACACCAGGGAGUCUACAAUUGCUUGGUAGAUAGUUGCAAGAGCCAUGAUAAAAACGAUUGCAUUGGCCGUCUGCUUACUGGUGAUAUUGACAAGAGGUCAUGCCCUUCAAACUGCGAUGUCAAAGGUCAAAGACCUGGGAAAUGGACGAUUUGAAGGUCACCUAAUUUUCCACACACAUGGCGAAGAUAUUGCUGGAUGGGAGUGUAUUGUCACUUUCUCUGAACCAGUAACAGGAUUUUCAGAAUGGAUGGGUGACAUAUUGAAACACUCAGACAACAAUACAGUUUUCUACCUCGUGAACAAACCUAACACUGGUAUCCUACAAGCCAGACAGACCCUGGACAUCACGAUCCAGGGGCAGUACUCAGGAAGUGGUCCCCCUACUGCUACAGCGGAGCUCCUGAACAUGGCUCAUGACGGGAUGGCCGCACCGACUAUAUCAAUUGACGAUGGAACAAAGUACAAUUACAAUGAGGUGUUGAUGAAAUCCAUCAUGUUUUACGAGGCUCAGAGGUCAGGGAAACUACCAGACGACAACAGGAUCACGUGGCGAGGAGAUUCAUCUCUACUGGACCAAGGGGACAACGGGGAGGAUCUCACAGGAGGCUGGUAUGACGCUGGUGACAACAUUAAAUUUGGGUUUCCGAUGGCAUCAACAACAACAAUGCUUACCUGGGGUCUUCUGAGGUAUAAAGACGCAUACCAACACAGCGGCCAACUGGACAAAAUGUACGAAUGCAUCAGGUGGCCGCUUGAGUGGUUUUUGAAAUGUCACACCGGAACAAAUGAGUUAUAUAUACAGGUAGGUGAUGGGAAGUCUCACUCUAUUUGGGAUAGACCAGAGAGUAUAACAACUAGACCGACUGUGUUCAAAGUCGAUGAAAAUCAUCCCGGAAGUGAUGUUGCUGGCGAAUACGCUGCUGCAAUGGCCGCGGGAUACUUGGCUUUUAAAGACAAAGAUUCUGUGUUUGCUGACAAACUUCUCCAGCAUGCCAAACAAAUUAACAACUUCGCAGUAACCUACAAGGGGAAAUACUCUGAAAGUAUUCCGGAGGUUGCAGCAUUUUAUGGGUCGGGUAACUAUAAUGAUGAGUUAUCGUGGGCGGGGGCGUGGCUCUACAAGGCCACCAAUGACACGACGUACCUGACCCAGGCGGACACCUACUACGUGGGCGGGGCCUCCUGGGGUCAGUCCUGGGGGGACAAGGCGGCCGGAGCUCAGGUUUUGCUUUAUGAAGAAACUGGUAUGGAUAAAUAUAAACAGGAUGUUGAGUCCACUUUCCGGAACUGGAUGCCAGGUGGAAAUGUACCCUACAGUCCCAAGGGACUGGCCUUCAGGAAUCCUUGGGGGUCACUCAGACACACGUCUAACAUGGCCUUUCUUGCCCUACUAUUGGCUGAUGAUGGUGUCCACUCCUCUGCUUACCGUGACUGGGCCAAAGGUCAAAUACAUUACGUCCUGGGGGACACGGGGAGGAGCUUUGUGGUCGGAUUCGGUGUAAACCCUCCAGUUCAUCCUCACCACCGGGGCGCUUCUUGUCCCACGAUGCCGGCCCCCUGUGGAAUGGCGUAUUUGACCAGGAAGGGGCCGAAUCCUCACGUGCUGUAUGGUGGUCUUGUUGGAGGCCCGGAUGAACAUGACCGGUACACUGACGACCGCCAGAACUACCAGAUUAAUGAAGUGGCCUGUGAUUAUAACGGCGGCUUCCAGUCAGCCGUGGCAGGUUUGGAGUCUUUAUUUCUACGUGGUUUGUUGCAUCCUUGAAUGGUGAUCUGUGUGAAGUUUGCAAAUAAACUUCACUUCAA